Messenger RNA from Balearica regulorum gibbericeps (East African grey crowned-crane), 1537 nucleotides. NCBI's taxonomy places the organism in Eukaryota, Metazoa, Chordata, Aves, Gruiformes, Gruidae. The record is from RefSeq and is a predicted model, not a curated record.
AUGGCGAGGUGGCAACGUGAGGAGACGCGGCCCCCGCCGAGGCGGUGGCGUGAGGGGAAUGUCCCCAAGGGCGCCUGGAGGUCACAGCACGAAGGCAGGUGGCACAUGGGAGACAGCACGAGGACGUGCGGCUCCUGUCCGGCGCUGAAGCUGAGAGCAGGAGACAAGAACUGUCUAGUUGCCCGCUCAAAAUGUUACCUGAAACUCGGAGACACAGAAAAUUCCCUGAAAGAUGCUGAAGCUUCUCUCCAAGAUGACAAAACAUUCUCCAAGGGACUUUACCAAAAAGCUGAGACAUUAUAUACCAUGGGUGAUUUUGAAUUUGCGUUAGUGUUUUAUCAUCGAGGCUACAGACUACGUCCAGAACUACAGGAGUUCAAGCUGGGUAUCGAGAAAUCCCAGGAGGCAAUUGUCAACUGCAUUGGAAGUCCAUCCUCAGUUAAACUGGAGAAUAAAGAGGAUCUGUGCUUUAUAAGCAGGCAGGCAGAGAGCAAAAAAGCAAAUCAGAAAGCCCAAAUCAAACUGACUAAGGAUCAAAAAUGGACAAGGAAACAGGAGCCUGUGAGGAAUCCAAAAACAGAGCGACAGCUUCUUGGAGAGCUUUAUGCUGACAAAGCCUACCUAGAAAAGUUGCUCAAGGAUAAAGAUUUGAUGGAGAGCAGCACAAAGCAGGGGAUCAAAAUAGCGGACCUGGUUUUGAGUGGCAUUGCCUACCUGGACACACGCAGUGAAUUCUGGCAGCAGCAGAAGCCUAUUUAUGCCCGUGUGAGAGAACGGAAGCUCAGGCAGCAAAGGUGGAUCCGGGACAAGAAACGAAAACCAGCUGAAGUUGGCAGAUACAUCGUGAAGAGCAUGGAAGACAUUGAUAUGUUGCUGACUGGCGACUGCCCUGAAGAAAGCUGCAAGAAAGCUCAGCGUGUGCUAAAAAGAAUACAAGGGUGGUCAGAUGAUGAAGUUCCCAACAAGAACGAACUGAUUGGAAACCUCCACAGCUGCAUUGGGAAUGCUCAGUUAGAGAUGGGUCAGGUGGAGGCAGCUCUGCAAAGCCAUAAAACGGAUCUGGAAUUUGCCAGGCAGAACAAUCUGCCAGAUGCCGUAUCCAGAGCCCUUGAUAACAUUGGCAGAGUUUAUGCCAGAAUCGGCAAAUUCCAGCAAGCUAUUGACACCUGGGAGGAGAAGAUUCCAAUGGCAAAAUCCAACCUGGAGAAGACCUGGCUGUUCCAUGAAGUUGGCCGAUGUUACCUGGAGCUGAAUAAACCUGAAGCAGCCCAAAAUUACGGGCAGAAGUCCCUGCAGUCAGCAGAUGAAGAGGGAGAUGUUGAGUGGCAACUCCAUGCUACUGUCCUAGUGGCACAAGCACAAGUAAAAUUACACAAUUACUGGUCUGCAAUCAUGAACUUUGAAAAAGCACUUGAGAAGGCAAAGCUUAUUCACAACGAAGCUGCUCAAAAGGCCAUCAUUAUUUCCUUAGAUGAUGUGAGCAAAAGCUUCAUCGAAGAGCUGGAAAAAAGAGAAACGACAGCUGACACUCCUACAG